Molecule: messenger RNA, 1995 nt
Organism: Cyprinus carpio (common carp)
Lineage: Eukaryota; Metazoa; Chordata; Actinopteri; Cypriniformes; Cyprinidae
Gene: cirsr
Product: corepressor of RBPJ and splicing regulator
Biological process (GO): negative regulation of DNA-templated transcription
Cellular component (GO): nucleus
Molecular function (GO): transcription corepressor activity
Source: RefSeq, a predicted model, not a curated record
GUUAUUAUUGCGUCAUAAAGAAGCGCCGCUGCUGGUGUUUUGAUGUUGCUCCGCAUCAACGCAAACGGUUCUUGAUAACAUUUUGAUCGUUACACUGGUUGUCAAACAUGGGGAAGUCUUUUGCUAAUUUCAUGUGCAAAAAAGAUUAUCCUGCCUCAAAAUCCAACAUAAAGAAGGCAUGGAUCGCAGAGCAAAAGAUAACCUUCGAGAAGAAGAAGCAGGAGGAACUGAUGCAGGCUUACCUGAAGGAGCAGGACACGUACAACAACAGACUGCUGAUGGGAGAUGAUCGUGUGAAGAAUGGCCUUAAUUUCAUGUAUGAAGCACCUCCAGGAGCAUCUAAAGAGGAGACUAAAGAGGAAGGAGAAUCGGAGUACAAGUUUGAGUGGCAGAAAGGAGCUCCUCGUGAAAAGUAUGCAAAGGAUGACAUGAAUAUUCGAGAUCAGCCUUUUGGCAUUCAGGUGCGGAAUGUGCGGUGCAUUAAGUGUCAUAAAUGGGGUCACGUGAACACGGAUCGUUAGUGUCCUCUCUUUGGCCUGUCAGGGAUCAACGCCAGCUCUAUGGCCAUUGAUGAAGCAGGUCCGUCAAUGCACCCCUCUGAGUUAAUGGCAGAGAUGCGAAACAGUGGGUUUGCGCUGAAGAAAUGUGUCCUUGGGAGGGACAGCACCAUGAGUGAUCCAGCACAGGAGCUUGUGGCCAGUGAGGAAGAGGACGACCCUGAGGUGCAGUUCCUGAAGUCUCUGACUACCAAACAAAAGCAGAAACUGCUUAGAAAACUUGACUGUCUUGAAAAGAAGAAGAAGAAGAAGAAGAGUAAAAAGAAGAUCAAGAAGAAGCAGAAAAAGAAACAAGCUAAGAGUGAGAGUUCAUCCAGCAGCUCAUCGGACAGCAGCAGCGGCGGCUCUGAGGAUGAGAAACACUCCGGAAAGAAAGCCAAGAAGAAGAGCAAGAGAAGGAGGGACUCGUCCUGUGACAGCAGCUCUGAGAGAGAGCGGGAGAAAGACUCCAGACACACACAUUCACAACACACUGAGCAACAAGACAACAAGCACAGCAGAGAGAGAGGCAGGAGCAGGAGUAGGGAGAGAAGGAGCCCUCGGCGACGGAGAGAUGAGAGAGAGAGAGGUAAGGAGAGAUACAGGAGCACGAGACCAGGGCAAGAGGGAAAGAGAAAGAAACUGAUAGAAAUAACAGGAGGAGGAGUGUCAGUCAGGAACGAGGGAGGGGCAGAGAAAAAGGCAGCAGAAGUGAUAGCAGAGAUGCAGAGAGGAGGAGGAAAUAGCUGGUAGUGGACACCAUCAUUACUUCACUGUCUCAUCUCAGAUUAAAGGAAUCAUUCAAAAGAAACUUCUUACAGAAUUAAUCACGCUCAUGUCGUUCCAGACCCUAAGCACUGUGAGUUGCUUUUUUAAAGCUCCAAAAUGACACACUAGCACCUUAAAAUCAGUCUUUGUGGUUCUUGUCUUAUAUUCCACAUCUUACAGUAACUUCUGUGUGACAAACAAACCAAAAUUCAAUUCAUUAUUCAUGUAAAUUCAUAGAGGUCUCAAGUGCUGUUGUACAGGAAAAAGGAGGUGUUUAAAUGUAUAUAUUUUUAUUUUGUUUUAUUUUUUGGGGGGUAAAUUAUUUGUUUGGGUGGCUUCCCCACUUACAGGCAGCUCUGGGGUUUCUCCAGAAGAGGGCGCUCUGAGAAUGUAAAAACUCAAGCUGUACUAGAGCAGAAUUAAAAUGAGCUUUGCCUCAAUCUUUCAGUUUUUCCAGUGCGUUUGCUGUAGUUCUAGUUCAACACAUGUUCUCUGUUCUUUCAGCAUUUGGCCCUUCCCAAAUGUAACGUUUGUUUGUCUCUGAGUCUUUUUACAAGAGGGUACAUGUGUCAUUCAUAAUAACUUGAAUGAUUUAUUUUGCACUCUGGUCAUAUAAGUUCAUGUUUUUUUUAUAGCUCAUUUCUUACCUUAAAUCCGUUCAUGCAACUUGUUAAUUAAAAAAUGUGUGAAU